CUUUUCAACGGCGUCAUCUUCAUUGCGCGCAGAACUUUGAGUUCUGCUCACGUGUUGGUAAACAUUCAUUGUCGAAUCUGAGAGAGAAGUCUACGUCCAACCCGGUACAAAAUGGUAACCCAGGAACAAAUACGAAACAUUGGAUCCGUGCUGAAUAAUAAGGAGCGACCACUCAAGGAAAGAUUUCGGGCACUGUUUACACUGAAAAACCUUGGCGGAGAAUUGGCCAUUGAAGAAAUAAGUCGUGGAUUUGCUGAUGAUUCAGCGCUGUUGAAACAUGAGUUGGCCUAUUGUUUGGGCCAGAUGCAAGAUAGCAAAGCUUUGGGCGUUUUGACCAAAGUCUUGGAAGACACAAGCCAGGAGCCGAUGGUACGACACGAAGCUGCCGAAGCAAUGGGUGCCAUAGGCGAUGCUGAAAUUAUACCGGUUUUGGAGAAAUAUAAAAAUGAUCCUGUGGUUGAAGUGGCGGAGACCUGUUCCAUUGCUUUGGAUCGUGUCAAGUGGUUGCAAAGUGGCCAGAAAGUAGAUGAUAACAAUCCCUAUGCCUCGGUAGACCCUUCGCCACCGGCAGACAAGAGUAAAAGUGUUGAUGAGUUAAAAGCAAUUUAUUUGGAUCCAAAACAAACGUUGUUCGAUCGCUAUCGUGCCAUGUUUAGUUUGCGAAAUAUGAGAACAGAAGAAGCUGUUCUGGCCAUUACCGAGGGAUUGAAAGAUUCGUCGGCAUUGUUUCGCCAUGAAGUGGCAUUUGUUUUGGGCCAGUUGCAGGAGCCAUGUAGCAUACCCUUCUUGAAGGAGAAUCUAGAAGAUCGUUUGGAAAACGAAAUGGUACGCCAUGAAUGCGCCGAGGCAUUGGGUGCCAUUGCCACCGAGGAAUGCAUUGAUAUUCUCAGUCGAUAUGCCGAAGAUGAAAAACGUGUCGUCAAAGAAUCCUGUGUCAUUGCCUUGGAUAUGUGUGAAUACGAGAAUAGUCCUGAAUUUCAAUAUGCUGAUGGUUUGCUAAAUUUGAAUAAAUAAUAACGACGACAAAUCACAUGUUGAGUAUUAGUUAUAGGGAUAUUUAAAAUUGUUUUGAUAUGUAAUAUAUGAAAAAAUAAUUAGUGAUAAAAAUAGAUACCAAAAUAAAAAGAUUCAUAAUAAAGCACUAUUCAAAAGUAAUGAUGAUGCUUCUGAGACCCCUUUAAAAAUGUCCCCAAGAAUCGACGAUUUGGUCAUAUUCUUUAAAAUUCACGAAUAUGGCUUUAAGUACAACAAAAUUAAACGAAAGUCUUAAGGACUCGAUAUAUUUAAAAUCGCAGAUCUGAUUCCCAAAGUGGCGGCCAAAAGGUAGAUUAUAAUGUUUAAUAACGUACGAUUUAUCAUUUAAUUUUUUUCGUAUAGUAUCACAUGAAUAAAAGAAACAAAACAAAAACCAACUCAGACAAUAAAGUUAUAUAAAAACCAAAAUAUAAAAAUGACACAUUAAAUUGGAAAUAAAUUGGGCGAUGUGGUAGACGCUUGCAAAAUUGA
Musca domestica (house fly) is the source of this 1506-nucleotide messenger RNA. It is a transcript of the gene nero, whose product is annotated as deoxyhypusine hydroxylase. Gene Ontology annotation, molecular function: deoxyhypusine monooxygenase activity. The transcript has a single exon. Lineage: Eukaryota; Metazoa; Arthropoda; Insecta; Diptera; Muscidae. Gene Ontology annotation, biological process: peptidyl-hypusine biosynthetic process. The record is from RefSeq and is a predicted model, not a curated record. Bases 112 to 1014 code for a protein of 300 amino acids.